Molecule: messenger RNA, 978 nt
Organism: Trametes versicolor FP-101664 SS1
Lineage: Eukaryota; Fungi; Basidiomycota; Agaricomycetes; Polyporales; Polyporaceae
Exons: 2
Coding region: 1-894 (297 amino acids)
Source: RefSeq, a predicted model, not a curated record
AUGGUUUUCCACUGCCAGCUUUGCCCGUCCUCCUUCUAUUGGGAGGACGAACUUUUCGAACACGAGGACGAUUUCCACCCCAUUUGUGGCCCUUGCAAUAAGCGGUUCUCGUCCCAGUGGGGUCUGACACAACACUACGUGCAAAGCCCGCGACAUGCGUACUGCCAGAAAUGCCGCCGCCUCUUUCCGGACUGGUCCGCCCUCUAUAGUCACUACGACGAGCAGCACUACUACUGCAGCGUUUGUAGCUCAAUCUUCGAUUUUGAAGUCGGCCUUCAUGAGCAUCGCCGUCAGAAACACGCCAACCUGUACUGUGUUCCGUGCAAGCGCAUGUUUCAGAACGCGAACAACCUCGAUAGCCAUCGCCGUUCAUCCAUUCACCAGGGGCGCACCGUCCAAUGUCCCAUGCAGGGAUGCAAGGGGACGUUCGUCUCCACCGCCGCACUCGUUCUCCACCUCGAGUCCGGUGCGUGCGUAUCCCGUAUGACGCGCGACGCCGUCAACCGCAUCGUCGUGCAGGUCGACCGCUCGAACAUCAUCACGAACCCCGCGCGCCUCAUCACCGGCGCGCCCACUUCCGGGGGUACGACGGUCACCGCGACCUGGGCUACGCAGCGCGCGUGGAACGGGACGCACUACGAGUGCUACCUCUGCCAUCGCGGGUACAAGUCCCUCCACGCGUUGAACCAACACCUCCAGAGUUCGGCACACGCGGAGAAGAUGUAUCGCUGCCCGCAGGGGUGGUCCGGGUGCGGCGCGGAGUUCGGCACCCUUAGCGCGUUCUGUCAGCACGUUGAGGGCGGGAAGUGUGGCGUGCGUCGCUUCCAGGGCGAAUUUAACCGGGUGAUGGGGCAGCUGUCGAGUGGCAUGAAACAGCUUACGAUGGGCAGCUAGAUUUCUCACCUUCUGCGGCCGAUGGUGCGUACUAUCUCUCGUCUUCUGUAGUCGCGUUUAUCGUUAAAGUAACGAUUAAGAUUC